Lepus europaeus (European hare) is the source of this 4296-nucleotide messenger RNA. It is a transcript of the gene IQCB1, whose product is annotated as IQ motif containing B1. NCBI's taxonomy places the organism in Eukaryota, Metazoa, Chordata, Mammalia, Lagomorpha, Leporidae. The record is from RefSeq and is a predicted model, not a curated record. Gene Ontology annotation, molecular function: calmodulin binding. Gene Ontology annotation, cellular component: cilium. The coding region runs from base 190 to 1986 and encodes 598 amino acids. The transcript is spliced from 15 exons. Gene Ontology annotation, biological process: cilium assembly.
CGCGUUGAGACGCACGCCGCGGGGUGAAGGCCGCCACGCCGUGGUGUGUGGUGGGAUCAGGGUCAUUUGGUGCGGGAACGCGAGGCGGGGAUGAGUGACCCGUGGAGGCAGUAAAGGCCAGGGAGACGCGAUUCCCCAGGAUCCAGGCUGCAGCCAGAGUUGGUGCUCUGGCAACAGGUUGUGUAAGAAAUGAAGCCAACAGGUACAGACCCAAGGAUUUUAUCUCUAGCUGCUGAAGUUGCAAAAAGUCCUGAGCAGAAUGUUCCUGUUAUAUUGUUGAAGUUAAAAGAAAUAAUAAAUGAUACACCUUUAGGAAGCUCAGAAUUGAAGAAAAUCAAACAAGAUAUAUAUUGUUAUGACCUCAUUCAGUAUUGCCUUUUGGUUCUCAGUCAAGAUUGCUCUCGAAUCCAGGGUGGUUGGACUACAAUUUCCCAGCUUACACAGAUAUUAAGCCAUUGCUGUGUGGGCUUAGAACCUGGAGAAGAUGCAGAGGAAUUUUAUAAGGAAUUACUUCCAUCAGCUACAGAAAAUUUUCUAAUUUUGGGAAGACGAUUGCAAACAUGUUUUAUCAAUGCAGCUAAGGGUGAAGAAAAGGAUGAAUUACUACACAUUUUCCAAAUUCUGACUGAUUCUCUCUUCUGGCUAUUGGGAGGCCAUGUUCAACUCAUACAGAACGUACUACAAAGUGAUCAUUUCUUACACUUACUGCAAACUGACAAUGUUCAAAUAGGAGCUACACUUAUGACUCUGCUACAGAAUAUACUACUGAUCAACAGUGGUGAUUUACUCAGAAUAGAAGGAAAAAUCUUGCAUUCAAUUUUAGAUGAAGUUGUCUUCAAGCUGUUAUCAACUCCUAGUUCAAUCAUAAGAAGUACUGCUACAAAACUCCUGCUGUUGAUGGUUGAAUCCCAUCAGGAAAUUUUGAUUUUACUGAGACUAAGUGCCUGCUACAAAGGACUCAGAAAUCUGCUAAACAAACAGGAAAGUGGGACAGAAUUUAGUCAACAACUUAGUCAGCUCGUUGACCUUUUAAGCCCUAAGAUCUAUAAAGAAGUGGAAGAACAGAAACUACAUCAAGCAGCUUGCUUGAUUCAAGCUUAUUGGAAAGGUUACCAAACUAGAAAGAGAAUGAAGAAGCUUCCAUCUGCUGUGAUUGCUUUGCAGAGGAGUUUCAGAUCUAAAAGAACAAAGAAAUUGCUGAAACUAAAUAGGGAGAAAGAAGAAGAGGCUAUCAGAUUACGACUGCAGCUUCAAAGACAGAGAGCCAUGAGAGUUUCCCGAGAAUUACGGCUGAGUAUGCUUGAAAUAGUUCAUCCAGGUGAGGUGGAGAAAUACAAUCGAGAAAUGGAAGAGAAAGCAGCAUUGAUUAUCCAGAAACACUGGAGAGGGUACAGGGAAAGGAAAAAUUUUCGCCAGCAGAGGCCAUUUCUCACAGAGUAUAAAGCAGCCAUCACACUUCAAAGAGCAGCUCUUAAAUUCCUCGCAAAGUGCCGUAAGAAAAAGAAGUUAGUUUCUCGUUGGCAAGGACUCCAAGAACUCACCGAUGCACGCAGAGUUGAGCUGAAGCAACGAGUGGAUGACUAUGUCAGAAGACAUCCAGUCUCUCAGAUGUCAGAUGUGGCCAGCAGGGAGCUCCAUGCUGAAGCUCAAGAGCAACUACAGCACUACUUUAUGGGCAGGGCCCUAGAAGAGAAAGGCCAACAGCACAGAGAGGCUCUGAUGGCUCAGAUCAGCACCAAUAUUGAACAGUUGAUGAAGGCACCAACUCUGAAUGAAGCAGAAGGGAAAGAACCUGAGCUCUUCCUAAGUCGAUCCCGACCUGUGGCAGCCAAGGCCAGGCAGGCCCAUCUCGCCACCCUAAAGCACAUACAAGCACCCUGGUGGAAGAAACUUGGAGAAGAACCGGGAGAUGAAAUUGAUAUUCAAAAGGAUGAGAUUAGUGUCGAGUUAGGAACUUUGUUCAUUGGUGGGACCAAACCCCCUUAAGAGUUACCUUGAAAACUGACCCAUAUCUUUUGUUUCAAUUACAUGGGUUCUCUGGUGUGUUCAUAGACCAGGGUUCCUCUCCAAACAAGACUUACACGCAGUAAGCAAAGAGUUAUUUUCUACCUCUCUUUCUCAGUUCUCUUUUUCUUUUCUCUACACCCUUGUCCCUGGCUAUACAUACAGAUUUGUGUGGCUUUCGUUGUGGAAAAAAAACUCAGCAUGGCAUUCUGUUGUUUACAAUAUUGUGAGAUUUUUUUUCCCGUUUUUGAAGUUUUCCAACUAAAGUUUUUUCUAAGUAAAUAUUGUCAAUAAUUGUUCCAAAACACUUGUCAGGAUUAUUUCAACUUUUUACAUUUGUUAUUUAGAGUUCUUUCCUUUUAUUAAUAAAAGAGGCUGUGUUCUUGGCCUUUAUUGAAGUGAGGGAAAAAAGUGAUUAGUUGAAGGACAUUUCCCUAUUUUCUAUACAACAAUGGUUGACUCAUUUUCAGAAUUUUUAUUUUAAACAGAACUACACACACACACACACACAAAUCCAACUAGGACUCAAUGUAAGAACUUCUCCAGCUAAAAUUGUGUUCUUUGUAGUGAAUUGUGAGAACUAUAUAACCCACGGCCUCUCGUUAGCUUUUCUCCUGGGAAUCACAGCUAAAUAUAAUGUUUAAUUUUUGUUGUGAUCCUAUAUACCUAUGUGAUUAUUUGGUUCUAACAUAAUAAUUCAUAAUAUCAUAUUGCCCUGUUCACCUUAAUUGUGUUUUAUACCAGAAGCCACCUCAAUUUGUGUUUGUGACAGUACAGAAUUCAAGUUAAAAUGAGCUAACAAAUCAUAACAUCCCAUCAUAAGGAACCUGGAGGAUGUUCUUUGUAUAAAUGAGUGGAAAUACCAGUAUUUCUGAAUGGACAGGCCAAAUUUAAUUCAUAAUUAGAAAAGAAAUGUAUAAAAUCCACCCAUAAGAAUAAGCAGUUGAGAGUUCUACUUUCACAUAGAAUAUAGAAAACUCACAAGAGGGUUACUCCCACUUUACCAACAAAAAAAAUUCCAGACAACCUACACAGUUUUUUUUUUUUUUUAAACCUAUCAGAUAGGUGAGGCUUCAAGCCAGUCAAGUAAACUGAGACACAGACUCUGUUUGUGAAAUAAGGUAUUUCAUUUCACAAUUCAAAAUUAAACAUCUGGGUGGUCGUGAACAUGGUACCCUUACCCUGUGGGAUCAGGAAACAGCAUUCUCCUGGCACAUCAAUAUGCUCACCAACCAGGAAGCCCAACUGCAAUGGUGUUCAGAGUUUUCGUUGGGAUUUCAUUACAUAGGUAUGAUUGAGUCAUUGGUCAUUUAGUAGAGUGUAAGGGAAAAAUGCAGCCAGGUAAGAAGAAAUCACUUAUUUUAAAUUCUUAAAAGCCAAAUAUGGGCUAGCAUGUUUACUUAGGCUAGCUGGGAGCUUCAGAAAGGGAAUUUGGACCUCUGCCAAAUCACAGGAAAGUUUGCAGCAAGGUCUAAAGAGACCCACUUAGUGGCACAAAACUAGGUGAUAGACUGCCACUGGGUGAUGUACCCAGCGCCCCACCUGCUUCUCCAAACUCUUCUCUUAAAACCCUUAAGCUGCGUGAGCAAAAAAAGCAAGCUUUCUUACCUCCAAGGCUUAGGCCUUGGAUUCCACUGCAUAUAAGGAAAGAAUGGAGGAGGGAGGGGAGAUAGGAAACACUAAGCUAUGGACAUAAUCAGAAAUUCUGUGAGCCUGCAGGAGGGGUAGAAACCAAAACCCUUCAUCCUGAAAGAGGGAUAGGAAAUCAUCUUUGACAAAAAUCUUAUGCCAGUACAGUUAGCAGAGGUCUGCUAAUGCUGUGGAGGAAACUUCUGUCCGGACUAAUGACAGAAGCAAGGCAGUUUGGUUGCCAUGAAAUAAGUAGCAUCCUUGAGAAAGCCCCACACCCAAUCACAAGCAGAAAGCUGGCUUAAGAUUUAGGCUGGAUCAGGACACCACCUCCACCUUGACCCAACAACUCACCUAGCACCAAGUAGUAAGCAAUUUCCAUUUACUGCUAAAAUAGAUAAAGUGCAUGCGAAGGGCUUGUCUGGGGCAAAGGCAUACAGGAAUGGCUGAAUGUGGGGGAUGGGGGACUGCCGCCUGCACGGCCAGCACCCCAUACGGGUGCCAUUUCAAGUCCCAGUUGCUCUUUUUGCAAUCCAGCUCCCUGAUAAUGCACCUGGCAAAGCAGUGGAAUUUGGCCCAAGCACUUGGGCCACUGCACCCACACGGGAGACCCGGAAGAAGCUCCUGGCUACUGGCUUCCGUCUGGUCCAGCCCCAGCCACUG